Molecule: messenger RNA, 5011 nt
Organism: Oncorhynchus kisutch (coho salmon)
Lineage: Eukaryota; Metazoa; Chordata; Actinopteri; Salmoniformes; Salmonidae
Product: multiple C2 and transmembrane domain-containing protein 2
Exons: 23
Coding region: 153-3401 (1082 amino acids)
Biological process (GO): regulation of neurotransmitter secretion
Cellular component (GO): synaptic vesicle membrane
Molecular function (GO): calcium ion binding
Source: RefSeq, a predicted model, not a curated record
AUUGUCUGAGGGCAGUCCACUGACUAGCUCUCUAGAAGUUUCCUGAGACAACGGACUUGGAACAUAUUUCUGUUUCCUCUUUGUAAGGUUGUGGAGCAGCGUUGUAACUGUCUAAGAAAUCUCUGUGUGGUCUGCUGCCUGCACCACUCAGCAUGGACCCAAAGAAGAAGACUGUGUGGGAGAACCUGCGUGAGAAGACCAAGACCCAGUUCAACAACAUAAAGAAGAAGAAGACCCCUGGGAAACUGGAGAAGAAGAAGCCCAAGCCCCUGCAAUACAGGCGCAGUAUAUCAGUGCCGGACCUGAGGUUUGUUCAGGCUGAACCCUCUCCCACAGACAGUGCCUUCUGCACAGCCCCAGACGCCAUCUUCUUUGACAGCUCUUCAGGCUCCGGUGAUAAUACCUCUGUUAACUCAGUCCCUCUAUCCACUGACAGGCUGACUGCAACUGAUGCAGGCCCCUCAGGUAGAAAGACUGUGCAUGAUUUGACUUUCAUAGAUAACAUGAAUGUAUCUGGAUCUAGAAUGAUUGCACCUGUGGAGACACAAACUCUCUAUGAAGAAUCUGAAGAGGAGGACAUGGCAACCUUUAUGGGUGGAAUCCACAUGCCAUUAGACAAACAAAACACACCUGCAGAGAGAUCUACUUCCUAUGCUUCUUCUUCUUCAGCAGACAGAGUAAAAACAGCAGUGGACAGAGGAAAGCCACCCACCCCAAGAUCAAAUUCUCCACAUAUUCCUGUGCCCACACCAAGAUUGGCUGCUUCAGUAGAGAGAAUGAAUAUUUCUACAGAAAGAUUGUUCUUCUCUAAAGACAGAGUGGUCACUUUUAGCGACAAAGUGAGUGCAUCUGCUGAAAGAUCUGCCUCUUCUGUCUCAGACCAAACAAACCUGGUUACAGAGAGACUGGCUGCUUCCAGGGAGCGAGGGAAACUACCAGCAGAAGUUAGAUGGUCUGUUCCUACAAAUCCACUUGACAGACUGAACAUCUCUCCAGAUAGAUGGUCUCUGCCAGUGGACAGGGCAGACAGAAUGGGCACCCCGGACAGGAUGGGCACCCCGGACAGGAUGGGCACCCCUGCAGACAGUGGGGACGGUUCUGUGUGUGGAACCCCGUUCGAGGAACAAGCCUACUCGUUCUGGCCCAUUGACUCUGAGGACCUGGAUAUGAGGGAGCCCUCCCUCUCGACAAACAUCAGAGACAUCUUCUGCAGGGAGCCCCAGGAAGACAUUGAGUUACCCAAUGAGCACAAUGACUUCUAUGCCCAGCCCUUGCAGGGUCAAGCAGGCAACAAUGCUGUGGCAGCAAGGGGCCCACCUGGUCCUAUCCAGAAGUACCUCCUCACCGUCAACCUGAAGGAGGGCAGGAACCUGGUCAUCAGAGACCGCAAUGGUACAAGUGAUCCUUAUGUCAAGUUCAAACUGGAAGGGAAGACGAUUUACAAAAGCAAAGUUGUGAAUAAGAACCUAAAUCCAAAAUGGAGCGAGUCCUUCUCCUUCCCCCUGCAGGAUCGAGAGCAGGUUGUUGACGUGAGGGUCUAUGAUAAGGACCUAACCACUGAUGACUUCAUGGGUUCCAGCACGAUUGUCAUCAAAAACCUUGAAUUAGACAAGACCGGUGAGAUGGUGUUGAGUCUGGAGGACCCCAACAGUCUGGAGGAUGACAUGGGGGUCAUCGUCAUGGACACAUGCCUCACUUUUAGAGACGCUACUAUCAAAAAACGUAAAUGGCACCAGAAAAAGAGGGGAGUCCAGAACCAAAAGGGGAACCAAACCCAGCCCCAAGAUAAAGCCCAGAUCCAGCGCUCGGCUGAGGCCACCAAGAACAGCCAGCUGUGGAGUGGAGUGUUUGGUAUCACCCUGGUAGAGGGACAGGACAUGCCUGAAAAUGUCCAGGGGGACAUCUAUGUGCGCUACAGACUGGGAGAGCAGAAGUACAAGAGCAAGAACCUGUGCGUUCAAGCCAACCCUCAGUGGAGGGAGAGGUUUGACUUCAACAAGUAUGAGGACUGUCUGGAGCCACUGCAGGUGGAGGUGUUUGCAAAGAGAGGCAGGAAGAGCGAGGAAUCCUGGGGAAUGUUUGAGGUGGACCUGUCCAGGCUGCCAGUAGCCACUCAGCAGCUCUACACUUAUGUCCUGGACGAAGACAAGGGCAGGCUGGUGUUCCUGGCCACCCUCAACCCAUGCUGUGGGGUGUCCAUCAACGAAUUCAACAAAACUCCCCUGGAACAGCCAGACGAGAGGGACCAAAUCCUAGAGAAAUAUAGUUUGAAGAACUCGCACAAAAGUUUGAGGGAGGUUGGCUUCCUUCAAGUCAAGGUUGUCAGUGCCACAGAUCUCACAUCAACUGAUCUCAAUGGGAAAAGUGAUCCAUUCUGUGUACUGGAGCUGGGGAACAGCAGGCUACAGACUCACACCAUCUACAAAACACUCAGCCCCGAGUGGAAAAAAGUCUUUACUUUCCCAAUAAAGGACAUCCAUGAUGUUUUGGAGCUGACUGUCUUUGGUGAAGAUGGAGACAAAGCCCCAGACCUUCUGGGCAGAGUGGCCAUUCCAUUACUCACAGUUCAGAAUGGACAGCAGGUCACCCGGGGGUUAAAGAAAGCGAACUGGGGGGGUCCGGCCAAAGGGACCAUCUCACUGGUGAUGGAGGUCCACUAUAACCCAGUUAGAGCCGGCAUAAGAACCUUCAAACCAAUAGAGGAAAAAUUCCUGGAGGACAACCCAAAAUUUGCCAAAAAGGUCCUUGCCCAGAAUAUCUACAGAGUUCGGAAAAUCACCAUGGCACUGCUGCAUACGUUACAGUACAUUAAAAGCUGUUUUCAGUGGGAGAGCACGCAGCGGAGUAUAAUAGCCUUCCUGAUAUUCAUAGUGACGGUGUGGGCCUGGGAGCUCUUCAUGCUGCCUCUCUUCCUGCUGCUGCUCAUUGGCUGGAACUACUUCCAGAUCACCACAGAGAGGAUCAGCAGCAAUCAGGACUUGGUGAACAUGAACAUGACCGAUGAUGAGGAGGAAGAUGAGAAGGAAUCAGGGAAAAAGGGACUGAUGGACAAAAUCCAUAUGGUCCAGGAGAUCGUCAUCACUGUCCAAAACAUUUUGGAUGAAAUCGCAUGCAUCGGGGAAAGAGUCAAGAACACAUUCAACUGGUCUGUGCCCUUCCUGUCCUGCCUGGCCUGCUUGGUUCUCUUUGUGGCAACAGCAACAUUAUACUACAUCCCACUGCGCUACGUUAUCUUGAUAUGGGGCGUUAACAAAUUUACCAAGAAGCUACGCAACCCGUAUGCCAUUGACAAUAAUGAAAUACUGGAUUUCCUCAAGAGGGUGCCUUCUGAUGUUCAAAAGGUGCAGUACAGCGAGCUGAGAGCGCCCAGCGUCCAGAGCCCGCCACGGAGGAGAAGGUAAGCCCCUCGGACAUGCUGGAUGAAAGGCCCGGGCUCCUUUUGAAAAUGGCACGGCCCAGUCCGCUACGAUGGCAACGCUCCAGUGCCAGCAGAACCUGCGACCCCUCACCGCCUGCUCCCCCCUCUCCCGUGCCCCCUGCUGUGGGGGUGCAGUCAGCCGCUCUCCCGUUUGUGUGUCUGCCACCCCCCUGACAGGGGCUGUGCACUGCACCGGCUAGGGAGGCAGCACAUGGAGCUGUCAAUCACAGAGCCAGAGACGCCGUCUGCCCGCAUCCAUUCAUGCAUUUUAGAAAAAGAAUGAGAGCUAGAAAGUUUGGUUUAACUCAGACCUCUGCUGUUUGGCUUUUAUUGGUUUGAGUAGUAUAACUGAACCGCUGCAAUGCUUUGAAUCAUUUACAUUUUAUUUUCAUAUAAGGGCAAAUUGGUAUAUGUAAUACUGUGGGUGUGCUAAAUCCAUUUCAUACUUUGUGCAUUGUACAUUCCUACCAAUUUAAAUUGAUCUCUCAAAUAUAGACUUUAGGUAAAGUAUUACAGGCAUUAAUUUUGUAUUUUUAUGGUUCUCUUUUUAUGUAGGCCGAUGCUCAUAACUGUUUACUACAAAGCCUUUUUAUAUUCAAGGUGCAUAUCAUUAUUUUAAUUUGUAAAAUCAACUCUGUACAAUCCCUUUGAUCAAAUAUUUUGUAUUAUGAAGAAUAGAUUUUCUGAACCGAUUCAAAGGAAAGUUAGACAUAUGUAACUUUGAUACUCUAGUGCAACUUCUCACGUUUCCUGUUUUGAUGUCUUUCUUAUUUGUCCAUUCUCAAAUGAAAAUGUGAUGAAUUGUUAAACCUCGAAAAAUCCAAUCUCAAACUGUAGUUGCUCCACAAUGAUUUUCUUCCUAACUGCACUGGGAAUGGAUCACACCACUUCUCUCCCUGAAUACACAGUAAAUACAUCUGAUUACACAACACACCCAUUGGAACAGAGCUCAUGCAUCGGCCACCGCUGUGCCUUGGUUACCGAGCUCACAUCAAAGCCCUGUAUGUCGGUCCGGCGCAGUGGCUAAUGCAGUGCUUUUGUUGCCUUCUCACAAUAACAGGGUCCAAAUGAGCGGGCGCUCAUCUCACAGAGAGUACUCUUCAUCUUCAGCACUUAAUGCUUCACGUUUCCACUAAAAUCACCUCAACUACCAAAUGUUGGCUACACACAGGGGAUAGUCUUUCUCUCCAUGAUGGAGUUCCUGGAAGAGUAACAUAUGCUCCCUACUCCAUCAGACAUAAUCCUCAGAGGGUCUUUCACGGUUUGCUUUGAGGCAUCUUCAAAUUAUUCACAACGAUUAGCCUCAAACAUUGAUGUGAUGUUACUUAGAGAUGAUUAUUGGUGUGUUUAGAAGAUUGUUUUAGAUCUUAUAUGUAUUAGAUUUGAAUGUGAUGAUUUUCAAACAGUUUUAUCCUUGAUGGGCCUACAUUAACUGGCUCUUUCAUUGCCUUUGACAAAUUACAAUCUCUUUUUAAUGGGAAAUCAAUUCCUCAUGACAUUUCCAGACUAUGCACAUAUUGGAUAAAAUCCUUAUGGAGUAUUUCUUGCUCAUGUACCAGUGGAACUUUAAUCAUAUAACAUGUUAUCAGAGUU